Molecule: messenger RNA, 1176 nt
Organism: Epithele typhae
Lineage: Eukaryota; Fungi; Basidiomycota; Agaricomycetes; Polyporales; Epitheliaceae
Exons: 4
Coding region: 1-1176 (391 amino acids)
Source: RefSeq, a predicted model, not a curated record
AUGGACAUUUUUACACCGAAAAAGAUCAAACCAGCGAACAAGACGCAAGUCAGGACGGCUCUCUUGAACGGCGACACCACACACACGGUAUCACUCGAGAAUCCGAUCUCAGCGGACUUACUUGCAUGGCUCUCAUUGGGAAUCAGUAUAGACCGCCAGAGGGUGGUCAUUGCGCGACUCGUUCGGGACUUGCGGCAGAGCUCUACCGACAAGGCGAAACUGACGAUUUCGGAGAAGAGGCAACGGUUGUCAUCGGACAUUCGAUCGUUCAAUACUGACGGGACAAAGUAUCUCAGUAACGCUCCUCCCCGGCUGGUCGUUGGCCCCGGGGAUCUCGGCGAGGAAUGGGAUUCCCUCGAAGACUAUGGGACUGACGCAACAGCGAACACGCCGCAGGCAACUGACUCCGGCAGUCUAGAGAAACUUCCCAUUCUCAUGCCGUCCUCACUCGGUAUUCGGUAUUGCAAGGAUCACGGUCUGCUAGACGUCGUCCUUGCGGAGCGAGAACUUUGGAAGGGAGAGAUGAACGAAUGUCUAUCCGGUGUUCGUGACGGGAUUGACACCAAGUCCUACCUUUACUACGCUCGAGUUCGCAACGCCACUUCCGUCUGCAAAUCUCUCCGCUCCUUUAGCGAGAUCCAGACGGUCGACCACUCGGUAGCGAAGUAUGUCCGGCUCUACAUGCUUUCUCGCACCGCCCUCGCUGCCCUGUACGACCCGAACGACCCUGAAGAUGUCAAGAAAAAAUCGGAUGAUCUGGUCAUUUACAAGCCCAUCACGAAGUCCGAUCUCACUGUCAACACCACGAUCCUGGAAGCAACCACCAGAGGUGCUCGGAACAAGCACCCUUCAUGGAUCUGGACGUUUACCGGAACAUCGGAAGAGGGCUCCACCUUGUACAAUGAUGAAAGUACGUGGCUCCGCCCACUGCGUGGCUACGAGCGAAAGGACCGUUGGUGGGAGAACCUGAAUGCGCUUGACCUGGAGAUGCUUUGCGUGGUGCUGGAUUUUGCGCGCCUCAAGGAGAACUGGUUCCGCCGGGCCGUGUUCAUGGCGGAGUCACCCUGCCAUAAGUGUUACACUAACGGACAAGCUCGCAUGUGGGAGAGAAAGGAGAAGCAGAGCGCAGAUAUGUUCCGCACUGUCCGUCUCGCGCAUCCUAAACCUCUUCAGUAG